UUUUCUUUUUGUUGACAAGUAUAUAAUGGGUCUGAACAGUUAGCUGGUAGAAGUCUUUGUUUGUUACCACGUCAAAAUGUCUUGCUUGUAUUGGAGUCACGUUGAAUCUUAAUAUUUGAGGGAAAAUAUUAGUUAUAGGAGUUUUUGAAAGUUUUCAAGACUCUUUUUUUUUUUUCCCUCCAACUUUUUCUUUCUUUUUUCUUGAAGUCCAAAGAGGCCUAACAGGGGGAAAAAGUCCUCACCGGGUUUUCAUUCAUCUUAGAAACAGUCUACUUUGAACGUGGCAAUCAUGGUGUUGAUUCUAGGCAGACGAAUGAACAGAGAGGAUUCUGGGAUCAGAGACUCUCCUGCUGUCAAGCGCAAGGUCUUUGAGGUUGAUUCCAAAAGCUUAUCCAGUCAGGAUGUACUGGACUUCUGCUCUGGGGCGUCCCACUCUGAAGGCAUCCUGCAAGUGUUCAAUGAGUUCCGUGACUGCCGCCUGUUCACAGAUGUGGUCAUCAGCGUUCAGGGCCGUGAGUUUCCCUGUCACCGCGCUGUGCUGUCUGCGUGCUCCUCCUAUUUCAGAGCUAUGUUCUGCAAUGACCACCGUGAAAGCCGCGAGAUGCUAGUAGAGAUUAAUGGUAUCCUCGCUGAAGCCAUGGAUUCAUUUCUGACCUACGUUUACACAGGCCGCGCCAAGAUUACAACUGAGAAUGUGCAGUUCCUCUUUGAGACGUCCAGCCUCUUCCAGAUCUAUACUCUACGUGAUGCUUGUGCUAAGUUCCUUGAAGACCAACUGGACCCAUGCAACUGCCUGGGCAUACAGCGCUUUGCAGAUGCCCACUCCUUGAAGCAGCUCGCCAGCCGCUGUCGCAGCUAUGCCCUGGCCAACUUCUCCGAGGUGGCUCAGCAUGAGGAGUUUUUAGAUCUUCACAAAGAAGAGCUGGAGGAGUACAUUGCCAGUGAUGAGCUGUCCAUUGGGAAGGAGGAGGUGGUGUUCGAGGCAGUCAUGCGCUGGGUCUACCACUGUGCUGAGCACAGGAGGCCCAUGCUCAAGGACCUGCUGCACCAUGUGCGUCUGCCACUUCUGCACCCAAACUACUUUGUCCAGACAGUGGAGGGAGACCAGAUCAUUCAGAAUGCCCCAGAGUGCUACCAGCUUCUCCACGAGGCCAGGCGCUACCAUGUGCUUGGAAAUGAGAUGAUGUCACCAAGAACCCGCCCACGCAGGUCGACUGGGUUCUCUGAGGUGAUUGUUGUGGUUGGAGGUUGUGAGAGGGUGGGAGGCUUCAAUCUGCCCUACACUGAGUGCUUUGAUCCAGUCACAGGAGAGUGGAAGUCACUGGCCAAACUGCCAGAGUUCACCAAGUCUGAGUACGCAGUCUGUGCUCUGCGCAAUGACAUUCUGGUUUCAGGCGGGCGCAUAAACAGCAGAGAUGUGUGGAUGUACAACUCACAGCUCAACCUUUGGAUCCGAGUGGCCUCACUAAACAAAGGUCGCUGGAGACACAAGAUGGGGGUUCUCCUGGGCAAGGUGUAUGCUGUGGGGGGCUAUGACGGCCAGAGCCGCCUGAGCAGUGUGGAGUGCUACGACUCUUUCUCCAACCGCUGGACUGAGGUGGCUCCUAUGAAGGAGGCCGUCAGCUCUCCAGCCGUGGCCAGCUGUGCGGGGAAGCUUUAUGUGAUUGGAGGAGGGCCAGAUGACAACACCUGUUCAGACAAGGUCCAGUGCUAUGAUCCAGAGUCUAACACAUGGCUGCUACGAGCUAACAUACCAAUCGCCAAGCGCUGCAUCUCAGCGGUCUCUCUGAACAACGUCAUCUACGUUUCUGGGGGCCUGACCAAGUCCAUAUUCUGCUAUGAUCCCAAAGAGGAUUACUGGAUGCAUGUAGUUCACACCUUUAACAAACUGGAGAGCUGUGGCAUGUCUGUGUGUAAUGGCAAGAUCUUUAUCCUUGGAGGCAGAGAGGAAAAUGGUGAAGCAACAGACACCAUUUUGUGUUAUGACCCUUCAACAGGCAUCAUCACAGGAGUGGCAGCCAUGCCCCGGCCCAUCUCUUACCAUGGUUGUGUAACCAUUCACCGGUAUAAUGAGAAGUACCACAAGCCAUAGCUGAAAAUCUGACCUAAACAAGCACAUGCUCUCACUCAAAAGCACACACUAGACUCUUCAAAAUGCCAGAACCACUGAGAUAUUAUGUAUUCAUACAGCAUCAUGUAGCAGUACUGAAAGAGGUGCUGUUGAAUUGUACUCUUUCAUCGUCAGUGGUUCAGGACAAUAAUCUUAUUAAGUUAUAGCUUUGGAUGUGUAACUGCACAAGAUUACUAAGUAACAAAAAAUACAUAACACUAUGAUAACUACACUUUAAUUAGCCUUAAUAGAGCUUGAAGAAAGACUAAAUUCAUAAUGAACAAAUAGUUUAUUAAGAAUGAUACAGACUUAGUGACUAUUUUUAGUGAUCUCAGUGACGAUUUUUAGUAUAUGGACAAUCCAUUUGAAAACUCAGAACCUCCAGCCUCACUGAGGCUCAGAGGCUGCACUGUCUCCAAUUAAUGAUUAGUUGCAGAAGCUGGGGUUUAGAUUGUGAGGAUUCAGAUCAGAAAUAGAUUAAAGGUAAUGAUCUUUUUAGGUUUAAACAAGAUUUCAGCAUUGAAACAGGAAAGCCAAAUGAGAGACUUAUGGGACCAUUCAUUUGACCACUUUUACUUCAUAUCUGGGAACACCGUUUGGUCAUGUUUUUUAAAUUGAAUAUACUAAACACUAUACUACUUAUAUACUAUCCCUUUAAUUAAUACCCUAACUCCUAAACCUAAUGCCUUAAUUAAGUAGUUACUAACUGUUCUUGAUAAAUGGUUUGUUCAUUGUGAAUUAAGUCUUUGUUCAUGCUUUAUUAUGGCUAAUUAAAGUAUAGUUGUUAUAGUGGCUGCUAAAAAUCAAGUGUUAUCAGGUAUUCUAACUAAAUAUUGCCCAUCAUUGGGUAGUAAAACAACUUUAACCUAUUAAAAUAUAGUUACUGAAUUACAUUGAAUUACGUUUAUGUCAUGAUCAAAUAUUGAUUGAAAAUAAUGUUCAUAAUGACCAAAGAUUGUGGUUGGCAGUCUAUAACCUGCUUUUCCACAUUUAUGUUUAAAAUCAACUCUUUUGUCUAUGCCAUUCAGUUACACUUCCCAUGCAGUUUCACAUUGACUGUUUAUGCUGUAUCUCCAAUGAUUUAUAUUUUUAUAUGUUAUCAUUAUUGAUAUUAUAACAUGUUUUCUCUUUAAUUUUUAAGUUAUAUUUUGUAUAAUUGAAUGUUAUUAUAUUUUACCUGACAGUAGAAUUAGUAAGUAUGCCUGUUUUAUGUAACAGUCUAAUUGUAUUGGUGUAUGGUAUUGCGGGUUGUUUGUUAGUUCAUAGGCCAUAGCAGAUCAAAACCCAAAGACUGCUCUGAAAAAUGUGUGUACCUGUUUGAAUUGAUGUGGUGGAUGGUUGUGACUUUUGUGACUUGUUGGAGUGGAUGAGUUGGGGUGUAGCCGUAGCAUGACUGCACUGUUAACAGCCUGGUUAAAUACUUGGCUGUCAACAGUUUCCUCUGACGCUGGCACCGGUCAUCUUUAGAUGUAACCCGGGGUAACCGCUGAUACCUCCAGUUGUGUAUGUUGGAUUGCAUGUUUACUUGUCAGCUAACAGUGAUGUGAUUUAUACCUCACUCCAGAUGCGAACAACAACUCAACUGAAAGGCUUUAUAGAUGGCUCAUGGUCAGUAAAAGUCACCUUUUUGCGGUGUUGCUAGAUUAGAGAUAUUGCUGUGAAUAUAUAUGAUUUUUAUAAUUUUUUUUACAUAUACUUCAAGUGUACUUCCUUUUUUACGUUUGUGUCUUUCUGUGAGAGCCCCAGUUGUGCACUUUGACAGAAUCAUGUUAAAUGUUUAAUAGUGUGGCAAUUAUUUAAGUUUCUUUGUAAUUUGGUUUACUGUAUCAGUAAAAAAUGCCUUAUUUUAUUUGUGUAAAACAGGACCUGCCACCUCAUCUUGUUUUGGCCAUUGUGCUGUAGUAUACUGGUUUUUCAGCCACAGCCUUUAAGACAUUCUUAUCCACAAAAAGCUGGGACCGCAAAGCCAGGAUUUGACUGUCAUACAGGCUUGUAUGACAUAAUGGUUCUUUAUUGGUCCAAAGUCUGUCAGUUCAGAAACACAACAGCAAACCUAUGCUAUGCAGGCUUAUGAAAAUAGCUUCACUGAGCAGCUAAUAGUCAACAAGCAUUCCCGAGAAUGCAUAGCUUUAUGAAUCUGGUUUUAUCCAGGGGGCCAGCAAAAUGUGGUGGCAUGAUGUAGAGCUUCAUAGAAGGAAAUAGUUAGGGUGAUAAUUAGACAGUUCAAGUGUAUGUGUGUGCGUACUGUGCACAUGUAUAAUUUCACUGAAAGGACGUGUUAUUUUGUUGAUUGUUUUUGUUAUAAUCAUAGAGGCUCUCAUAGUCUACAUUACUCCUUGUUUUGUACCAGUUUAACAGUUGUUAUUAUUUUUUGGUUGCUUGUUGCGGUGAGUUUGGAAAUGUGUGUGACAGAUUUUUAAACCCAAAAUAAUGAGCAUGCCUAAAUUAAAACGACAGUGUGAUUUAUAUUGGAAAAAAUUAAAUGAUCUAAAAACUAAUUAAGCCAAAGUAUAAUCAAUUCUGUGCUAUAACAUGCUCUAUACUUACAUUAAAAAGUGUAUUAAAUAUUUUCUUGUAUGCCUUAAUUAACAGUAGUCCAUUGAUUUUGAAAAGAUUCAUUUAAAAUGUUUUGUCUUUUUGGGGGAUUUUCAUUGUUUCAUCUGACCUUGAAUGCUGUGUACAAAAGAGAACAUGGAUGAUGCAGUGGUGUGUAUUGAAAAUAAAGUUUUCUAAACUAC
Boleophthalmus pectinirostris (great blue-spotted mudskipper) is the source of this 4848-nucleotide messenger RNA. It is a transcript of the gene klhl24a, whose product is annotated as kelch-like family member 24a. Lineage: Eukaryota; Metazoa; Chordata; Actinopteri; Gobiiformes; Gobiidae. Gene Ontology annotation, molecular function: protein binding. Bases 290 to 2092 code for a protein of 600 amino acids. The record is from RefSeq and is a predicted model, not a curated record. The transcript has 8 exons.